GCAUGAAGUAAAACAAUAUAAAGCUCAUAUUUAAAAUAUUGAUGAGUUAUAUACAUAUAAAACCAUAUGUGAUUAAAUAUCCAAACAGUUAAACAGCCAUGUUAAGACUGUAUCACCAUACACAGCCUAAUUUCCAGCAAUGUGCGUUUGUUUUUGGGUUUUUUUAAUCAGUAAUGCGUGCAAUUGCAUUCACCAAUGCAAGCAGUAACAGUGCAUAUUUUGUUAAACACAUUUGAACACAAAUUAAGUUGCAGAGAGGUUUAUUAGGGUACAGCUGCAACUCUCCAUAGACUAAUAAUCAUAAUAAUAGUGAAGUUCGUCUCUGCUAAUAUGGCGAGGGCUUUGACGUCAGAAAACAGUUAGCAACAGCGGCUAAGGCGUCGGCUGUUCACUGAGGUAAGUGAUCCUAACCAAUUAGAAUAGACCAGCGUGACAUGACAGCCAAUAGGAACACAGGAUUUAGAUAUGAUAAUUGUACCAACAAUGGCGGCGGAAGGAGAUUUUCUGACGCGUUAUCGCGCAGUGUCAAACAAGCUGAAAAAUUUGUUUGUUUUUUUCAUUUUCAAAGACGUUUUCUUAGGAAGCCUAACGUCGCAGAAGCAAGUGAGCAGUUUGGGCAGUUGGCUAAAGAGCUCAAACAGCAGGACUGCCUUCAGUAUGCAGCCUUCUGUAAUUUGGCAAUGGCUCGGUGUGAGCAGACUCUCUUCAAUGCCCCAGGGGAGGCUCUAGCUCUGACUGAUGCUGCCCGACUCUUUCUAGCCUCUGAGCAGGAGACCCGAGCUCUGCACGCCCCGGGAUUUGAUGAGCAUCUGCAGGCUGCACUCAACUGCUACAGCUUUGCCAUAAAGGUUUAUAUUGAAAUGAAUCAGCCGGUCAUGGCUGCCAGUCUCUCCCUUGAACUUGGAAAAGCACUCAAGGAGAUGAAUAAGCCAGGUGAGGCUAUCAUGCACUUUCAGAGAGCUGCAGAGCUUCAGUCACAGAUGCCUAUUGAGGCUUUGUUGUCUUAUGGAGAGAUGGCUUCCUGCAAAAUACUGAGCCGUGAUUAUGACGGUGCGCUGGCUGUCCUUUCGGAAAUGCAGGCCAUGUGUCAGGAAAGAGGGCUGCAGCUUCCUGGAACAAAUACCCCUGUCGGUGUGUUUAUGGAUAUAGUAGCCAAGUGUGAAAUCUCCAGAGUACUUCUGCUCAUGCUGCUUGAGCCUCCUCCACAGAAGCUAUUGCCAGAGCACGCACAGACACUAGAGAGGUACGCCUGGGAGUCUUUUGACUCGCACAGUCAAGUUAACUUCCUUACAGAAGAUGUCUUCCUCCUCUUGCAGUCUGUGGUGAUGGCAUGUCAGGAAAAAGAUAUUGAAUCUCUCAAAUCUCUCCAGACAGAAUUAUGGCCUCACCUCUCUGCUGAACAGAAUCACCUCUUGCAUCUCAUUGUGCAGGAAAGAAUGAGCCCCUCUGGUCAGGGGGUUUAGUUCAUAUCUACACACAACCAUGAGGAAUCACUCAGUGUCUGCUUCCACUGCCUGGUGUGUCGUGUACAGAAAGACUGCACUAAGGCUAUGGCAUAGCUAGAACUGAAUAUUCGUAUUACACUUGAAUAUUUUAUUUCUUAAUGUCGUCCUCCAUUAAUUUUCAUUGCACUUUACUAUUUUUAUAAUUUUUAGUAUUUACUGUUAUAUUAAAUCUGUUGUGCAUUCGAUGUAAAUAAAUUCAAGCAUUUAAUCA
Tachysurus fulvidraco (yellow catfish) is the source of this 1716-nucleotide messenger RNA. It is a transcript of the gene f8a, whose product is annotated as coagulation factor VIII associated. The transcript has 12 exons. Gene Ontology annotation, biological process: vesicle cytoskeletal trafficking. NCBI's taxonomy places the organism in Eukaryota, Metazoa, Chordata, Actinopteri, Siluriformes, Bagridae. The coding region runs from base 435 to 1463 and encodes 342 amino acids. The record is from RefSeq and is a predicted model, not a curated record. Gene Ontology annotation, cellular component: early endosome. Gene Ontology annotation, molecular function: protein binding.